GUUGGUGAAAGAACGUAAACUCGUAAAAUGCAGUGGAGCUUAUCCGAAAACCGUUCCUUCCAACGCACUGUGGUGUACACAUCUGCGAUGUUUUUGUGAUAAAAUGUGGAAAAUUCGAAAAAAAUGUGCGAAUUAUUGUCGAUAAAACUGUGCGUUCAAAUUACAUGUGGACUUUCAGUGACGACUGCGAUGUGUAGGACUUAAAAAUGCGGCUAACCUGUUUAGAAAGGGUUUGAUGUGAUUUCCCGACCUUUUAAAAAAACUAUCACCAAAAUGGAGCAUUCCGAACUUAUCCAGGAAAUGCCCCACAUUGAGCAGAUGCCCACACAAGAACGACUAAUCUUAGCACGCAAAAGAAGAAACCAACAACUCAAGCUAUGGCUGCAAAAGGAGAAAGAGUUCAACAGGAAGACGCCCAAACAACAGAAAUCGAACAAAAGGAGUAUUUUUUUUAACGACAGUGUUGUGCUUCUGGAAGCGGCAGCGAGGAAUGACAUCGAUGAAGUCAGACGACUCCUCAUGAAGGGUGUGAGCCCAGAUUCGUGCAACGAAGACGGCUUGACAGCUUUGCACCAAUGCUGCAUUGACAACAACGAAGCCAUGCUCCUUCUCCUUCUGGAAUACAACGCCAACGUAAACGCCGAAGACAGCGAAAAAUGGACGCCGUUACAUGCCGCCGCGACGUGCGGUCAUUUAAAAUUAGUCAGAAUUCUCAUAUCUCGAGGCGCAAAUUUGCUCGCCGUCAACGCCGACGGAAAUAUGCCCUAUGAUAUUUGCGAAGACGAAGCAGCUUUAGAUUAUAUCGAGGGAGAAAUGGCCAAACGGGGAGUCACUCAACAGUUGAUAGACGACACGAGAGCAGCCACCGAAAAACAAAUGUUGGCCGAUUGCAGGAAAAUUGCUUCCAGUGGGGGAGAUCUGGAAGCGUACGACUCGCAAGGGGCCACACCGCUCCACAUCGCCGCCGCAAAUGGCUAUUUAACCGUCGUUGAAUUUUUAUUAGACCACAAUGUUCGGACAGAUGUUCGGGACAAGGACGAUUGGCAGCCGUCACACGCUGCUGCUUGUUGGGGCCACGUUGAAGUUUUGGAAAUGUUAGCACAAGCCGGAGCCGAUCUCAACGCCAAAAACAAACACGACGAGACUCCGGCGGACAUUUGCGAGGAUCCCGAAAUUAAGGAACGUAUAUUGGAGUUAAGGACUGAACAGGAGAUUAAGAGACAAGCGGAAGCCAAGAGGAAAGUCAGGCGAUCGCAGAGCAAUACACGAACGCAGUCCGUUCGGAGGACUUCACUGAGAGAUAAAGGACUUACGGCACGGAGGGAUGCUGUGGAGGAGGCCAGGCUUAGGCUGCAGGCCGAAAAUAAGGGUUUGGACACCUCGGAGCCCAGCCCCCCUAUCCAGCCCCCUGUCAACAAUAACAAGUCGCCCCCGUACAGUACAAACAACAACCCUGAGCCGGUGAAAGAGGACUCGACAGCUUUGCAAAUAAUCGAAAACCGGAAAGCUCCCGAAGGAAAAGACAACGAUUCAAUGCUGGAAAAUCAUGUGAUGGACACUAAAGAAAAUUCCUAUACGACUGACGUCAACGGAAAAGUGACUGUUCACGUGGUGGUCACUAUUAACGGUAACGGCACUUUGGCCGACUUGAAGAAACAGCGGAUGCAAAUUCGGAACAAUUCUUCAGAUGUUAACAGCAUUACAUCGCCAAUGGGAAGCAUCACAGAUGAGACUAGUCCCAGUCCUGUCACUGCAGAUAUCGUCCGAUUCACUGGAGAGACUGCCGAGGAAAACGUUGGCUAUGCCAAGUCCAAGAGGUGCUGUGUUGUCCAGUAGUAAAGUACUGACAGUAUUUUUUAAAGUUUACAUUCCAAACUUGUGAUAAGAGUCGUUUUGCCUAAGCGAAAGCAUGUACUUAAUUUAAUGUGAUUGGUGUUCGUAUUUUAGAGACGUUAUUACUACUACUUAAUAUUUUUUAAGACGGUUCUUAUUCUAUUUGUACUUCCUUUUUGUAUUCAACAAAAGACUCGUUUGUUGUACUGUCAAGUGCCUAUUUUACCAAGUUCACAAAUUUCAGUUUUUAAACGAGGCCUUAAUUUCGUUUAAAAUAAAAUAACACACGCUAAAUCAUGAUAUUGUUUUUUUGUUUAAUUUAAUUUAUAGCAAUAAUUAUGUAUGUAAAUAUGAUGAGUACUUCAACUGCAUAGCCGAAACUGGUGUACAUAACUUUUUAUUUGUUAUUUAUUCGUAGAUUAGUGUAUAAAUUAAUUUUUAUUUAAAACUACUAGUUGUUACAUUAUACAAAUUACAAACGUUAUAAUGAAUUUUGUAUCAAAAUUUUUCCUAGAAUAAAUUUUAUUUUGUUGUGCCGA
Tribolium castaneum (red flour beetle) is the source of this 2372-nucleotide messenger RNA. RefSeq names its product Myosin phosphatase targeting subunit 75D (gene MYPT-75D). Lineage: Eukaryota; Metazoa; Arthropoda; Insecta; Coleoptera; Tenebrionidae. Gene Ontology annotation, molecular function: myosin phosphatase regulator activity; enzyme inhibitor activity; protein binding. The record is from RefSeq and is a predicted model, not a curated record. The transcript has 8 exons. Gene Ontology annotation, cellular component: cytoplasm. The coding region runs from base 274 to 1836 and encodes 520 amino acids.